AAUAAUAAUAAUUUGGUGACAAUUGCUUUUAGUUUUGCUUUAUAAUAUCCUUAGCAGUCUCAUUCUCUGAAGUUUUUGUUUUGGGUUCCCAAAAUCCAGGACUGUUUAAUAGUCAAUACUACAAUUACACUCUGUCUUAAUUCAUUCUCUCAUCUCUCAUUCUUCACUUGGGCCCAUUGCAUUUCAUUCCUAAGAUGUUUCAGGUCUUAUUGGGUGGUGAUUUUGUAGUCAUCCAGUUUUGCAAACAAGGCCUCUGACUGAAGGAUUUUAUCAGAGGUGAUAAUAUGUUGACAGGGUAUGAGCUCUUCUUCAUCAACUGUACAGUUUGAAAGGUCAAGAGAAAUGGGGAUAUAUGAGCCAUUCAGACAGGUUCCCAUGGCCAUGUGGAAAAACUCCUUUGAAAAUGAUAAUAAUAACAUCUUAUACACACCCAAUUCAACUAUUGUUGAGGAGGUGGUUCCUAGUCAAGAAACCAAGCUUGAGUUUAUAUCUCAUGAAUCGGUAGGACCUUCAGAAAAUGACCAAGAAGCUCAUAAAUUUACUGAUGAUAACAAGGUGCAGAGAAGAUUGGCACAAAAUCGUGAAGCUGCAAGAAAAAGUCGUUUGCGGAAAAAGGCUUAUGUUCAACAAUUAGAAUCAAGCCGUAUGAAACUAGCCCAAUUGGAGCAAGAACUUGAGAGAUCUAGGAAGCAGGGUGCAGCAUUCAUAGGCAGUAAUACUAAUAGCUCAUCAAGUUUGAACUCAGAAAUGGUAGCAUUUGAUAAUAAAUACGGGUAUUGGGUGGAAGAGCUAAACAGACAGAACGGUGAGCUAAGAAAUGCACUGCAAGCUAGAGUAGCAUCGGAUGUAGAACUUGGUAUGUUAGUAGAGAAUGGUUUGAACCAUUACUACAAUCUUUUCCAGAUGAAAGAAGAGGCUGCCAAGUCAGACAUUUUCUAUUUAAUGUCUGGAAUAUGGAGAACCCCAGCUGAACGUUUUUUCCUCUGGAUUGGAGGAUUUCGUCCCUCUGACCUUCUUAAGGUUGUGAUGCCACAUAUCGAGCCAAUGAACGAUCAACAAGUGGCAGGUGUAAAUAACCUUAGGCAAUCAUCACAGCAAGCUGAAGAUGCUCUGUCACAAGGAAUAGAUAAACUUCACCAGAAUCUGGCCUUUAAUAUGGCAGCUGAUCCCAUAACUGAAGCUGCUUAUGAAUCUAUAAUGGCCGAUGCUAUAGAGAAGUUGGAAGCACUUGAGAUUUUUGUGAACCAGGCUGAUCACCUUAGGCUACAAACAAUGAGGCAAAUGGCUCGUAUUCUAAGGCCCAACCAAGCUGCACGGGCAUUGCUCGCCUUAGGGGACUACUUUCACCGUCUGCGCGCGCUUAGCUCACUUUGGUCUGCUCGUCCUCGUCACUCCUCCGCAUAAUUACUUGUUCCAUCUUAAUUAUAAUAUCACUACUCAAAUAUAUGCAUAUUUUCAUUUUUAUAUGUAUACAUAUGCACUAAAUCUUCUCAAAUGAACAAUUAAUAUAUGGGAUUCAACAUGCAUGUAUGUGCAUACAGCAUAUAUAUAUAUAUGCAAUGAAAGAUCGAUCAUGUUGAAUUAUGUUUUGUAGGUUAAAAAGUCUUAAACGACGGCUUUUUUAUUUUUAUGGUCCAAUGAUGAAUUAGUACUAAAUCUAGUGCUACUUAGUUAAUUUGUAAAGUUAAUUAAAGAAGUUGUUUAAUGAAAUGGUUGCUACUUGCUACCAA
Messenger RNA from Cannabis sativa, 1730 nucleotides. RefSeq names its product transcription factor TGA3. Gene Ontology annotation, molecular function: DNA-binding transcription factor activity; sequence-specific DNA binding. The transcript is spliced from 10 exons. The coding region runs from base 298 to 1404 and encodes 368 amino acids. NCBI's taxonomy places the organism in Eukaryota, Viridiplantae, Streptophyta, Magnoliopsida, Rosales, Cannabaceae. Gene Ontology annotation, biological process: DNA-templated transcription; regulation of DNA-templated transcription. The record is from RefSeq and is a predicted model, not a curated record.